AUGCUCAUUUUUUAUCUUAUAGGAAUAGCUAUCCUAUUAUGGUUGCUUCAUGUCUACAUGACUGGAGGAGUAUGCAAAAUAAAAAAGGACCUCACAGGAAAGGUUGUCUUCAUAACUGGGGCUAAUACUGGCAUUGGAAAGGAAGCUGCACUUUAACUAGGGAAUAUGAAUGCCACCAUUAUAAUUGCUUGUAGAGACACAAUAAAAGGAUAAUAAGUCUUGGAUCAAUUAAAUAAAAUAACUAAAGCCUACUUGAUAUAAUUGGACUUAUCGUGUUUCAAUUCCAUAAAAUAAUGUGUUGAAGACUUCAAGAAACUGAAGAUCCCAUAAAUAGAUAUUCUCAUCAAUAACGCAGGUGUUAUGGCGCCUCAGACUUAUAAAACUACUAAAUAGUCAUAUGAACUUUAAUUUGGUACUAACCACUUAGGACAUUUUCUAUUGACUGAGUUAUUGAUCCCCUAUUUGAAAGCUGCAGAAUAGAGCAGAGUAGUGAAUGUCUCAUCUUUGGCUCAUAAACAGUCUAAUUUGGAUUUCCAAGAUAUCAAUUACGCUCAAUAUGCCAAUUCUAAACUCUGGUCAAUUAAAUAUAGUCUAUUAGCCUACGGAAAUAGUAAAUUGUGUAACAUACUUCAUGCUAUGGAAAUAUCUAAGAGACAUGGAAUAAAGGCUUGUUCCUUACAUCCAGGAGCUGUUAGAACUGAAUUGCUAAGGGAGAUUGUUAAAAAUCCUUUAUUAAAUGCCUUCUUGAUAUUAAUUACACCAUUUAAACUUCUGUUGUUUAAAAGUAGCUUAUAGGGAGCUUAGACUACUUUACAAUGUGCUUUAGAAGAUUAUGAUAAAUUAGUUGAUGGGGGAUACUAUUCCGAUUGCAAAUUGAAACAACCUAAUAUUGCUAAUAAGCAAUUAGCAGAGAAGUUAUGGGAAUUCUCCGAUGAGAAAUUGAAACCCUAUCUGUAAAAAUGA
This is a messenger RNA of Paramecium tetraurelia, 963 nucleotides long. RefSeq lists its product as uncharacterized. The transcript is spliced from 4 exons. Lineage: Eukaryota; Ciliophora; Oligohymenophorea; Peniculida; Parameciidae. The record is from RefSeq and is a predicted model, not a curated record.